Molecule: messenger RNA, 921 nt
Organism: Sclerotinia trifoliorum
Lineage: Eukaryota; Fungi; Ascomycota; Leotiomycetes; Helotiales; Sclerotiniaceae
Source: the annotation of a GenBank genome assembly
ACACCACCGAAAGCCUCACCUUACCUUGCCUUACCUUACCUUACCUUCAGACAAUGUAUGUAUAUCUUCAAUUCACAACCCUCCUAUCCCAAUAUUUACCCAAGUAGGUGACUCUAUCAAGUAUCAAACAUCUUAUACCUUGGUCAGUGCCAAAUUCUUAUGAGUACUUGAAGUUUACGUACUUGAAUAGAAUGCGAUACCUUCGCGCAACACGCUUAAUACUACAUCGUAGUGUACCGGUAAGAUAUUCUAUCUGAUAUUCGAUUUAAUCUUAUACUAACUUCUUGACUUCUUUAGAAAAAAUGUCUGCAUACGCUCCUCCUGCCUUCAAUCGGCCCCAAUCUUAAACUGGAUCUGCGGAAACAAUGUGUGCGGUAAGUUCUAAUACCAAGUUCCUUCCAGAUUCAUACUAAUAUGACUUUAGGCUAUCUCAAUUGGCAACGCCGUAAUGAGUGUCGAAAUUGUCUAACACCGAGAGUUGUGGUUCAGACACAGACCCCGAAGGGAAUCGAAAAGAAAACCAAGAAGGCUAAGAAGGGAGGAAAGAAGGGAGGAGAUUGGGUGGAGGGACUUAGUUUGGAGGAAUUGGCCUAUAUGGCAAAUGCAUUGAGAGAAACUUUGACGGCGAUCAAUCUGCAGGCAGAGAAAUUGAAGAAGUUGCUGGCCAUUAGGGUGAGGUCAUGGAAUGAUAAGGUUGAAAACUUGAAGGUGGAGCUUGCCGCAGCACAACAUGAAUUGGCUGUUCAAAAAAUCUUUGGAAUUUGCGGAAGAUUACAAGUUUACACCUGCUCAAGUAGACAAAUUCUUGAGUAAUCUCUCAGUAGAGGAAACGGGGGAGUUGAAGAAAGAGAGAAAGACAGAGAGCACGGUUUAAAAAAUCAAAACUAGCUAAAUAUAAACAACGCUUUAUACCAAUAUUUA